AUGUUUCCCAUCUUCUUGCUUCUAUUAUCCUGCUUGCCAAACACGGCAUUAUCCACCCACCUUCAUUCAUUCAGAAGCCUUCAGCUCCCUUCAGUUGGCUGUGAGGCCUACACCUUUGAUAAGAACAAUGGCGGGCCUUACACGGGCCUCAACGAUGGCAGGAUUGUAAAAUACCAAGGGCCCAAAACUGGUUUUGUGGAAUAUGCCACAACUGUUUCUAAUAGGUCUAAGGAGAUGUGUGAUGGGAAAAAUAUAGAUGACCCGAUAACCGGGCCGAUGUGCGGGAGGCCCAUCGGUCUCGAAUUCAACCACGAGACAGGGGAACUUUAUGUCGUUGAUGCAUUCCGGGGGCUGAUGGUGGUUGGUCCGGGCGGCGGCCGGGCGGAAAGGGUAGCCGGAGGUGUCCCUUUUGAUGCCCCGGAUGCCUUAGCCAUUAAUCCGGUCACAGGAGAAGUUUAUUUCACUGAUAUUGGGCCCAUCUUCUUCAAAACCAACAACAUGACUGAAAUACUCCUGAGUGGGGACAAAGGCGGCCGGCUACUAAAAUACGACCCGAACACUAAACGCCAAACGGUGGUCCUAACCGGGCUAGCCGUGCCAAAUGGGGUGGCCGUGAGCCGAGACGGCUCGUUUGUGCUAAUCGCGGAAUACAUUGCCAGCAGAAUAAGAAUAUUUUGGCUCAAGGGCCCAAAUGCAAAUACUUCAAACAUCUUCGUACGACUUCCGGGCAACCCGGACAACAUCAAGAGAACAGAAUCGGGCGAUUUUUGGGUGCCCGUGAACAUACAAAAAUUGCUGCCCGAGCUGAUUUGUUUCCCUUUGGGGCAACGGAUUAGCGAAUUCGGGCAGAUUUUGGAGACCGUGAAUUUCUAUGCAGAGUAUAACGCGACGUACAUUACUGAGGUCCAAGAACACUUGGGAUCGUUGUACGUAGCAUCGGUUUAUACGGAUUUUGUGAGUGUGUAUAAGGGUUUGAGGUGUUAG
Molecule: messenger RNA, 984 nt
Organism: Striga hermonthica
Lineage: Eukaryota; Viridiplantae; Streptophyta; Magnoliopsida; Lamiales; Orobanchaceae
Source: the annotation of a GenBank genome assembly